GAAUGUCCAAAGUGUACAAUUUCUGAAUUUUUUGUUGAGGUUCCAGGAGAUGACAGAAAGCCAAAGUUUUGGAAUUCAUCAGAUAAAGAAAUAGCAUGCACCUUCUGUUUAAAAAAAAAUGAAAAUUCUUUUGAAAAUUUAGAACGAGGAAAAGAAAUUGUAAUAAACAAACCACGAUAUUAUACUCAGCAUCUUCUUGCUUGUUUAAAUGCUUCUAGUAAUUUAAGGCAAGAGCUUCAAGGUGAAGCGAACAAUAUUGGUGAUGCUUCAGAAAGUUCAGUUUUAAGCAAAUGCCUUAAGUCUAAUCAUAAUGAAGAACGAAAAGCUUUUAAAUGCAACUAUCUCCAAUGGAUGCUUAAAUCUACUGCAAUUCCAUCUCGUCAAACAUUAGGAGGAAAACUUCUUAAUACUGCUACAAAUAAGCUUCAAACCAAGACUAUAAAAACUUUACAAAAUGCAAAAGCUAUUACUCUUACCUUUAAUGAAGAAGGUGAAGUAAUAAUAUAUGAUGCAAGAGAUAUUUCAAGUAAACGUAGCUCCAUGGAGGCUACAAUAAAAUUAGUAAAAGAUUUAUUAAUAGAAGAUGAAUUAAAAGAUGUUAAGAUUAUUGCAGUUGUCAUGAAUUCAUCAAGUGAAUAUGCUGCUGCACGUUGCAAAUUAAGAAAAGAAUUAUCAAUAAUAAUUUGGCUACCUUGCUUUGCUCAUCAAGCAAAUCUUUGUAUUGUUGAUAUUUUCAAGUCAUUGCAAUUUUUUUUUACUACAAUUAAGCAAGCCGUAGUAGUUACUACUUUCUUUAAUAAAUCAUCUUUUUUUACAACACUCCUUAAAAAUACUUGCAAUGAUCUUAAAAUUCCUUAUUUUGCUCUCACUAAUUCUACUGAAACUCG
This is a messenger RNA of Dentiscutata heterogama, 887 nucleotides long. NCBI's taxonomy places the organism in Eukaryota, Fungi, Glomeromycota, Glomeromycetes, Diversisporales, Gigasporaceae. The record is from the annotation of a GenBank genome assembly.